CCGAGGAGCUGGACGCCGGGCCGCGCCGGGCCGCGGGCGCGAUGCCGUGCGGGGAAGACUGGCUCGGGCGGCCGCUGGGCGUCGUGCAGGGCUGCUUCGCCCAAAAUGGAGUGAAUCCUGACUGGGAGAAGAAAGUGAUUGACUUCUUUAAGGAAAAGCUGAAGGAAAAUAAUGCUCCCAAAUGGGUCCCAUCAUUAAAUGAAGUUCCUCUGCAUUAUUUGAAACCGAACAGUUUUGUAAAAUUCCGUUGCAUGAUUCAGGAUAUGUUUGACCCUGAGUUUUACAUGGGCGUCUAUGAGACGGUUAAUCGAAACACGAAAGCACGAGUUCUUCAUUUUGGAAAAUACAGGGAUGUUGCAGAAUGUGGGCCUCAACAAGAAGUUGAUUUAAACUCUCCACGAAUGACCACAUUGGAAAGACAAACUUUCUAUUGUGUACCAGUGCCUGGGGAGUCCACGUGGGUAAAAGAAGCCUACGUUAAUGCAAACCAAGCUCGAGUCAGUCCUUCGACAUCCUAUACCCCCAGUCGCCACAAGAGGAGCUACGAGGAUGAUGAGGAGAUGGACCUUCAGCCCAGUAAACAGAAGGACCAGCAUGCAGGUGCCAGGCAAGCAGGGAGUGUUGGUGGUCUCCAGUGGUGUGGAGAGCCCAAACGCCUAGAGACGGAAGCUUCCACUGGACAGCAGCUGAACUCUCUGAACCUCUCUUCCCCUUUUGACCUGAAUUUCCCACUACCAGGAGAGAAAGGCCCUGCAUGCCUUGUAAAGGUUUAUGAAGACUGGGAUUGUUUCAAAGUGAAUGACGUCCUGGAGUUGUACGGCAUCCUCUCUGUGGAACCUGCACUCAGCGUUCUCAACAGCGAUGAAAGGGAUGCCUCUUCCCUCCUGGACCCUAUGGAGUGCACAGACACUGCCGAAGAACAGAGAGUGCACAGUCCUCCUGCUUCCUUGGUGCCGAGAAUCCACGUGGUGUUAGCCCAGAAGCUGCAGCACAUCAACCCACUGUUGCCCACCUGCCUUAACAAAGACGACAGCAAACCCUUUGUCUCCAGUUUCAUGUCAGAGUUGUCUCCAGUCAGAGCAGAACUGCUGGGAUUCCUCACUCAUGCCCUUCUGGGCGAUAGUCUGGCUGCCGAAUAUCUAAUACUGCAUCUCAUCUCCACAGUAUACACAAGAAGAGAUGUUCUUCCACUAGGAAAGUUUACUGUCAACUUAAGUGGUUGUCCAGGGAAUAGUACCUUCACUGAGCACUUGUAUCGGAUCAUUCAACAUCUUGUUCCAGCAUCUUUUCGCCUCCAGAUGACGGUGGAGAACAUGAACCGUCUCAAGUUUACCCCGCACAAAGACUAUGUGGCCAAUCGCUUGGUCAGUGGCCUCCUGCAGCUCCCCAGCAACACUUCUCUGGUCGUGGAUGAGACGCUCUUGGAGCAAGGGCAGCUCGACACCCCAGGUGUUCACAAUGUGACUGCUCUCAGCAACUUGAUAACUUGGCAGAAGGUGGAUUAUGAUUUUAAUUACCACCAAAUGGAAUUUCCCUGCAAUAUUAAUGUUUUGAUUACCUCAGAGGGACGAUCACUUCUGCCGGCAGACUGCCAGGUGCACCUGCAGCCACAGCUGAACCCUCCCAACAUGGACGAGUACAUGAGCAGCCUUCUCUCGGCCGUGCUGCCCUCCGUGCUGAACAAGUUCCGCAUUUACCUCACCCUUUUGAGGUUCCUGGAUUACAGCAUAUCUGAUGAGAUAACCAAGGCAGUGGAAGAUGACUUUGUGGAAAUGCGCAAGAAUGAUCCUCAGAGCAUCACUGCUGACGAUCUCCACCAGCUGCUGAUCGUUGCUCGGUUUCUGUCUCUCAGUGCUGGUCAGACAACACUGUCAAGAGAGCGGUGGCUUAGAGCAAAGCAGCUUGAAUCUUUACGAAGAAGCAGGCUCCAGCAGCAGAAAUGUGUCAACGGAAAUGAACUUUAAAUAUCUGGUACCCAGGAAAGAGUUAAGGACAAACGGUAGCCACAGUAUUGUAAAUUCAGUCAUCAUUUAUACCACAUUGUUUUAUAGAUAAUUUGUAUCAAAAACAAAUGACUUUUCCUGAAAUCAAGCCUGGUAACAUCUGAAGUUUAUAUUCUAUUCAGUAAGGACUUUUACCUUACUGAUUUUAUGGAGUUUUGGAGUUUGUUUUGUAAUUAUAUAAAUUAGUAACAAUGUACAAAAAUGUAUUUGAUAUUAAAAAGUUUAAUAUUGAUAA
Messenger RNA from Suncus etruscus (white-toothed pygmy shrew), 2238 nucleotides. RefSeq names its product minichromosome maintenance complex binding protein (gene MCMBP). The record is from RefSeq and is a predicted model, not a curated record. Bases 42 to 1964 code for a protein of 640 amino acids. Gene Ontology annotation, molecular function: chromatin binding. Lineage: Eukaryota; Metazoa; Chordata; Mammalia; Eulipotyphla; Soricidae. Gene Ontology annotation, biological process: DNA-templated DNA replication. The transcript has 16 exons.